Carassius auratus (goldfish) is the source of this 1552-nucleotide messenger RNA. Its product is annotated as 26S proteasome non-ATPase regulatory subunit 4-like. Gene Ontology annotation, cellular component: cytosol; proteasome regulatory particle, base subcomplex; nucleus. The transcript has 10 exons. Bases 126 to 1244 code for a protein of 372 amino acids. Gene Ontology annotation, biological process: proteasome-mediated ubiquitin-dependent protein catabolic process. NCBI's taxonomy places the organism in Eukaryota, Metazoa, Chordata, Actinopteri, Cypriniformes, Cyprinidae. Gene Ontology annotation, molecular function: polyubiquitin modification-dependent protein binding. The record is from RefSeq and is a predicted model, not a curated record.
CGUGUCCUGUUUCAGAAGCGUCACGGAACUGUCAGCCAAUCAGCUUUGCUGUUACAAAUCUCGUCAUUGUUCUACAUCUGUAAGCCAAUCAGCGACGCUCGGACUUUGGGAAACGGACUUCCAAGAUGGUGCUCGAAAGUACUAUGGUCUGUGUAGAUAACAGUGAAUACAUGAGGAAUGGCGAUUUCCUGCCCACUAGAUUACAGGCUCAACAGGAUGCUGUCAACAUUGUCUGUCACACAAAGACCCGUAGUAACCCAGAGAACAACGUGGGCCUAAUCACAAUGGCAAAUAAUUGUGAAGUCCUAACCACUUUAACAUCAGACACCGGCCGCAUUCUCUCAAAACUCCAUGCGAUUCAGCCACUUGGAAUAAUCUCAUUCUGCACCAGCAUACGAGUGGCACACUUGGCACUUAAGCAUAGACAAGGCAAGAACCACAAGAUGAGGAUUAUUGCUUUUGUGGGAAGCCCAGUAGAGGACAACGAAAAAGAUCUGGUGAAGUUGGCGAAGCGAUUGAAAAAAGAAAAGGUCAAUGUUGAUGUAAUAAAUUUUGGAGAAGAGGAGGUGAACACAGAGAAACUAACUGCAUUUGUGAACACUCUGAAUGGAAAGGAGGGCACAGGUUCUCAUCUGGUCACGGUGCCCCCUGGGCCCAGCCUGGCUGAUGCCCUGCUGUCUUCUCCCAUCCUGGUUGGUGAGGGUGGUUCCAUGAUGGGCCUGGGGGCAAGUGACUUUGAGUUUGGAGUGGAUCCCAGUGCGGACCCAGAACUGGCCCUGGCUCUGCGUGUGUCUAUGGAGGAACAAAGGCAGAGGCAGGAAGAGGAGGCUCGUAGGGUGGCUGCCCAAUCAGCAGCUGAGGCUGGCAAUCCCACUUCAACCGCUGACGAAUCAGAGGAAGCUCUUCUGAAGAUGUCUACCUCUCAGCCUCAGAUUGGUGUCGCAGCAGUGCCGGACUUCAGCAGCAUGUCAGAGGAGGAGCAGAUAGCCUAUGCCAUGCAGAUGUCCCUGGCAGGUGGAGAAUUUGGAGAAUCAAUGGAUACAGGAGCUCCAAUGGACACUGGGGAAUCUAAGGAAGAGGAUGAUUAUGAUGUAAUGCAGGACCCAGAAUUCCUCCAAAGUGUCCUGGAGAAUCUACCUGGUGUUGAUCCCAACAAUGAGGCCAUCCGCAAUGCCAUGGGCUCCAUAUCAUCUCAGAGUGGUAACAAACAAGAGCGGAAAAAAGAUGAUGAGAAGAAGAAAUAAAUUCAGGUGUUCUGUGACCGAUUGUGAUUGAAGACAUGGGAAGUGAGUUCCUUCAAAAAGUGGCCAUCAAAAGUCUUUAUAAAAGCAAUUUUAAAUGCAUAUGGAGUUGCUGAGACAUUCACUACCAAAUUACAGCAAUGUUGUGUGGUACCUCAGAAAUUCACACAUAGCUUGCUUUUUAUAGAUCUUUCCCCCCUUUUGCUAUAUGCAUAACUGAUUAAGUAUUUGAUAAACCCAUGCAAAAUAUGUAAUUUGAAUGGUUUCUGCUCUUUUUCCUAUUGCUAUUAAAACAUAACAUCUGAUCAGAA